AUGUUGGCGCGGCCCUCAAGGUCUGGCAACGAAAAUUCUACCUUUCUAUCGAUUCUUCCAGGACGCAACAACGCCGGGUCAAGAGUGUUGGGUCUAUUGGUUGCAAACAUCACCUUGAUGUUACCACGGGGGUCGAAUCCGUCUAAUUGUGUGAUCAACUCCAACAUGGUUCUUUGCACCUCGUUGUCACCACCAGCGCCGUCGUCGAAACGAGCGCCUCCAAUGGCAUCGACCUCGUCAAAGAAAAUAAUGCAUGCUUUUUUCGUCCUGGCCAUUUCGAAGAGUUCGCGCACCAUUCUGGCACCCUCACCAACGUACUUUUGCACCAAUUCGGAGCCAAUGACACGAAUGAACGUGGCGUCGGUUCUGUUGGCUACCGCACGCGCACAGAGCGUUUUCCCGGUGCCCGGAGGACCAUAG
Molecule: messenger RNA, 420 nt
Organism: Meyerozyma guilliermondii ATCC 6260
Lineage: Eukaryota; Fungi; Ascomycota; Pichiomycetes; Serinales; Debaryomycetaceae
Exons: 1
Coding region: 1-420 (139 amino acids)
Source: RefSeq, a predicted model, not a curated record